Fundulus heteroclitus (mummichog) is the source of this 3123-nucleotide messenger RNA. RefSeq names its product RNA binding motif protein 5 (gene rbm5). The record is from RefSeq and is a predicted model, not a curated record. The transcript is spliced from 24 exons. The coding region runs from base 185 to 2797 and encodes 870 amino acids. Gene Ontology annotation, cellular component: nucleus. Gene Ontology annotation, biological process: mRNA splicing, via spliceosome. Gene Ontology annotation, molecular function: RNA binding. NCBI's taxonomy places the organism in Eukaryota, Metazoa, Chordata, Actinopteri, Cyprinodontiformes, Fundulidae.
CGAUGCAUCUUGGGAUAAAGAAGGUUCUAUCGUCGUCUAUGUCGUCAGCAGUCCUUCGACGUGAAAUUAGUUUUAUUUCUUGUAAUUUAACGACAAUUUUUGCGAGGGAGUAAACAUUGAAAACGAGUAUUGUUGCAAACAAUACACACAUCGGUUUUGCGGGAGUGGCGAGUCCGUUGAGAAAAUGGGCGCCGAUAAAAGGAUCAGUCGAACUGAGCGUAGCGGUAGAUAUGGUUCAGAGCAGCCCCGUGAUGAUCCAGACUGGCGAGGCAGGCGGGACAGAGACCAAGAGCGUGACCACAACUCGCGCCGCUGGAGUGAAGAGAGGCGCGAUCGUUAUGAUGGAGACCGUAGAGGACCACGAGACAGCCCGGAGGUAUCUGUCCAAGUGUCCAGACUUUUGAUUUUAUUUUGGUACCUGAUGUUAACCUUUGACGCUUUUGUUUUGAAGCAGAGAGAGAGGAAACGGCGAAACAGUGAUAGAUCAGAAGAUGGUUAUCACUCAGAUGGUGACUAUCAAGAGCAGGAUUAUAGACGAGACCCAGGGGAUGAGAAGAAGAGUAAGACUAUCAUGCUUGGAGGGUUGUCUUCUCAAAGUACUGAGGAAGAUAUUCGUUUUGCCAUUGACCAACUGGAGGGACCCCAGCCAGUAGAUGUCAGACUGAUGAAAAAGAGAACAGGUAUAAGCCGUGGUUUCGCCUUCGUGGACUUUUAUCACUUGCAAGAUGCUACCAGAUGGAUGGAGACCAAUCAGAAACGUCUGGUCAUCCAAGGCAAAGUCGUGGACAUGCACUACAGUCACCCUAGAAACAAGUACGAAGACUGGCUCUGCAACACUUGUGGCCUGUACAAUUUCCGGAGGAGGUUGAAGUGCUUCAGGUGUGGAGCUGCCAAAGCCGAAGGUGAAGCCGGCGGUGUCACCGGGGUCACUGAACUUCAACCCACUGGGGAUUUUUAUGGCGACACGAUCAUCUUGAGAAAUAUUGCUCCUCUGACAACGGUGGACGCCAUUUUGACAGCACUGGCACCGUAUGCCAAUUUGUCGUUCAAUAACAUUCGCCUUAUAAAGGACAAGCAGACGGGCCAGAACAGAGGUUUUGCUUUUGUACAGCUGUCCUCCCCUCUGGAGGCUUCCCAGCUGCUGACCAUCUUACAGGGCCUGCAGCCUCCCCUGAAACUGGACGGCAAAACAAUCGGGGUGGAUUAUGCCAAGAGUGCUAGAAAAGACCUUUUACUGCCUGAUGGGAAUCGCGUCAGUGCUUUUUCUGUGGCCAGCACAGCCAUUGCAGCAGCGCAGUGGUCAUCAGCUCAGCCGCAGCAGAGCUCAGAUGGGAUGUCGGAGUAUGCCUGUCUGCAAGAAGGCUACGCCCCUCUCUCACAGGAAUACCAGACAUACUAUCAACAAGGAGCAGUAGCAGCCAGCACUUGUCCGGGAAAUGGAAUCCUAGGAGCUGCUCCGGGUAUAAAGCUUGUCCCGGCUGCCGUUGUGAUAUCACAGAGUCCACAAGUCUACCAACCACAUAUCAUUGCACAGCCCGCUAUACAGGCGCUGCCUCUGGCCCAACAUCUGGAUGCUAAACCUCAGGCAGGACUGGCAGCUGUUGAAUCUGCGGCUGCCCCCGUUAAUGCAGGCAGCGCAAUCCCAGCCUCAGGACAGACGGCCGAGACCUCCAGUGCUGUUCCUGAUACAUCUGCCUACCAAUAUGAUGAGUCCUCUGGCUAUUAUUAUGACCCUCAGACCGGCCUCUACUAUGACCCAAAUUCACAUUAUUAUUACAACACUCAGACUCAGCAGUACCUGUACUGGGACAGUGAGAAACAGACCUACGUACCGGUCCCUGGCAACAUGAACACUGGGCAGAAUGAUAAAACAGCAAAUGGCUCAGCAGGAGGCAACAAGGAGCCCAAAGAGAAAAAGGAGAAGCCUAAGAGCAAGACUGCCCAGCAGAUUGCUAAAGACAUGGAGCGGUGGGCUAAAAGUCUCAAUAAGCAGAAAGAAAACUUUAAAAGUAGCUUUCAGCCUAUUAGUCAAGAAGACAGGAAAGAGGCAGCGGCUGCAGAUGCUGGAUACACAUUGUUCGAGAAGAAGCAGGCAGGUCUAGACAGACUCAUGCAAGAGGUGGCGAGGUGCGCUGAAGAGGAAGCGCUUCCCUUAAGCUCUGCCAGUUCUUCCAAGUGUGGCCUGGUGGCAGCCUACAGCGGAGACAGUGACCCAGAGGAAGGAGGAGCGGCAGAAUCCGACGCUGGCGACAUGAGUCUGGACAAGCUCACCGACUGGAAGAAGAUGGCUUGUCUGCUGUGUAGGAGACAGUUUCCCAACAAAGACGGUUUGAUAAGACAUCAGCAGCUGUCCGACCUUCACAAGAAAAACCUAGAAGUUCUCCGAAGAUCCAAAAUGAGUGAAGCAGAGCUGGAAGAGUUGGAAAGGAAAGAAACAGAGCAAAAAUACAGGGACAGAGCAGCAGAGAGGAGAGAGAAAUACGGCAUCCCAGAACCGCCUGUUCCUAAGAAGAAGAAAUUCAGCCAGCCAACACCAGCUGUGAACUACGAGCAGCCCACCAAAGACGGCCUUACCAGUGAUAAUAUUGGAAACAAAAUGCUGCAGGCCAUGGGCUGGAAGGAGGGCAAAGGACUUGGUCGCAACCAGCAGGGCAUCACGGCUCCGAUUGAGGCUCAGUUAAGAACCAAAGGAGCUGGGCUCGGCACCAAGGGCACCAACUACACCCUGUCCGCUUCAGAUACGUACAAAGACGCAGUCCGGAAAGCCAUGUUCGCCCGCUUCACAGAACUGGAAUGAGUCGUUUUCCGACUAGAUGGUGUUGAUUAGAGCUGUGAAAUAUCUGCUGAACCACAGAAGACCAUGGACUUGCUAAUAAAUACCAGCUCCCUGUAAAUUUAGAUUGGAUCUACUUUGUCACAAAAUGGACCAUGAAACAUGUUAAUGUUACCUGAUGUUGUAAAUGAUAUAAUUUAUAAAUUGUACAUAUCAGUAGUGAGUGUCUUGAUUGUUUUACAUGGCUAUUUCUUUUUCUUGUCUUGGCAUGCUAUGAAUGUACAGUUUAUACUAGAUCUUGUCAAAAUGUAAAGAAAAUAAAAGGCAAGAUUUCAGUUGGGAUCAUUGUA